Molecule: messenger RNA, 1576 nt
Organism: Candoia aspera
Lineage: Eukaryota; Metazoa; Chordata; Lepidosauria; Squamata; Candoiidae
Gene: GPN2
Product: GPN-loop GTPase 2
Exons: 5
Coding region: 58-1020 (320 amino acids)
Cellular component (GO): cytoplasm
Molecular function (GO): GTPase activity
Source: RefSeq, a predicted model, not a curated record
GUUUCUACUGGUCUUAUUCUGUCUGAUGUCUAUUUUUAGGAGAAAGAGACCUGCGGCAUGUCAAAAAACCACAAGCCGUGUCCACUAGCCUUCGGUCAGGUAGUGAUUGGGCCUCCGGGCUCCGGAAAAACCACCUAUUGUCUUGGCAUGCAGGAAUUCCUGUCUGCCAUUGGGCGCAAGGUGGCUGUGGUGAACCUGGACCCAGCAAAUGAAGGAAUUCCAUACCCAUGUGCUGUGGAUGUCUCUGAACUGAUCACCUUGGCUGAUGUGAUGGAGAAUUUGAAACUUGGCCCCAAUGGUGGCUUAAUCUACUGCAUGGAGUACCUAGAAGCGAAUUUUGACUGGCUACAGGAGAAACUGGACCGACUGAAAGGGCAUUACUUCUUAUUUGAUUGCCCCGGACAAAUGGAACUCUGUACCCAUCACAGUUCAUUGAGAAACAUCUUUGCUCAACUUGCUAAGUGGAAUUUCAGGCUGGCUGCUGUUCAUCUGGUAGAUUCUCAUUACUGCACAGACCCUGGCAAAUUCAUCUCUGUUCUCUGCACUUCCCUCGCCACAAUGCUGCACGUAGAGUUGCCCCAUGUCAACGUCCUCUCCAAAAUGGACCUGAUUGAGCAGUAUGGGAAGUUAGCAUUUAAUCUAGAUUAUUACACAGAAGUUCUUGAUCUGUCCUACUUAGUGGACCACUUGGCUUCAGAUCCUUUCUUCAAGAACUACCAACGCCUGAACAAGAAGCUGGUAGAAGUGAUUGAAGACUACAGUUUGGUCUCUUUUGUUCCUCUCAAUGUCCAGGACAAGGAAAGCGUGCGGUCCGUGAUGCAGGCAGUGGACAAAGCCAACGGUUACUGUUUUGGGGACUUGGAACACAGAAACCUCAAUGUCUUGAUGUCUGCAGUGAUGGGAGCUGAUUUUCAUUUUACUUCCACGCUGGCAGUCCAGGAGAAGUAUGUGCAGCCAGAGGAGAAAACGGUGGAGCAGGAAACUUUGGACAUGGAACAUGCCGGCCACAGCAGUCACUGAAGACCAGCCUGCCCAAAAUGAUUUCUCAGCAAGAGCAGCAGGAGUGCUCCCUGUGGGUUAUGAUGACGCAGUAGUGAACCAACACAGGCCACCAUCAUUAGGUUCCUCCAGUUGUGGUGUAAUCAGGAGCCAGACAUUUCUGUUAAGAAAAUUGUACAGUUGGUGACCGAAGAGCAUUUGGCAAGGUGAUAUGAUUUGGCACCUGCUAGUUGUCAGAGAUGACCAUUCAGUGCUAGCAGUGUUGUUGCCGUAGAGGGUGUCUCCUCCAGAACAUGGCCUUGCUUUAUUUUGCUGAGAAGUAUUGAGAAUUCUCUGUGUUACCAUUCCACAAAUUGGUGCUUUCCAAAUGCUUUGGGGGGCCUCUUGCCAAUAAUAUGCCUUGGCCAUAAUCUCAGAGGCCGUGGUUGGGGAAGGCUGCUCUGUCCUGUCACAGAUCACCUUCUUCAGAGUUUGGUUGUUUGUACCCAACAAAGCUUUAGGUUUUGAAUUUGGAUUUGCAUUUAAAGACCUAGGUACUGGAGAGAGGAAUGCUAAAUAAAGCAGCUUUUGUACUUUC